Siniperca chuatsi (mandarin fish) is the source of this 3060-nucleotide messenger RNA. RefSeq names its product kelch-like protein 23. The record is from RefSeq and is a predicted model, not a curated record. Bases 195 to 1889 code for a protein of 564 amino acids. The transcript has 7 exons. Gene Ontology annotation, molecular function: protein binding. NCBI's taxonomy places the organism in Eukaryota, Metazoa, Chordata, Actinopteri, Centrarchiformes, Sinipercidae.
UAACAGUGUCCACACCGAUUGUCACCUGUGCAGCGUUUAAAUAUACUAAGGCAGAGCGACUUCGCCAAAUUAAAGUCCGUGUCACGUGUGAAUAACUAUUAGAAUCUGUCACGAUUAUUUUCGCUGACAAUUAAACUGCCAUCUCUGCAAAGUCUUCUGAACUUCAGUGGAACCGACUUCAAAUCCGGUGGACCAUGUUGAUCAGACAGACUACAACUGCGUCACCCAGAAGACCCCAGGAUCUCUACGAGUAUGAUUUCCACGAUGUGAGCCACCCUGAGGAGGUGCUGGAUGCCCUGAGAGGCUUCUACUCUGAAGGCCUGUUCACAGACAUUGCUCUGCAGUGCUCCUCUGGCCAGGUCCUGCACUGCCACAAGGUGGCACUUUGUGCACGCAGCUCAUACUUCAGGGUCAUGUUCACUGCUGACAUGAGGGAGAGGACCAGUAGCCUUGUCAGGCUGCCAGUGGUGGAAGUGGAGGUCUUGUCAGCCUUGGUAGACUACAUCUACUCCUCCAGACUCACCAUAACCCAGCUGAACGUGGAGAGCUUGCUGAAGGCCGCCGACCUGCUGCAGUUCGGCGCGGUGAAGAGGGCCUGCGAGGCCUUCCUGGUGCGUCUGCUGGAGGUAGACAACUGCCUUGGCAUACUGGCGUUCUCCCAGCUCCACGCAUGCCUUACCCUGGAGAAAGAAGCCCGCAGGCUGCUAGCAGGCAGGUUUCAGGAGGUGAUCAAAGAAGAGGAAUUUCUUGAACUGGAUCCUGACAGCCUGAGGACUGUCCUAGCGGAGGAGAAGCAGGAAGUGGUGGCAGAGGCAGUGGUCAGGUGGCUGGGUCAUGACCCUCUCAUCCGAACAAAACAUCUCUCCUCCCUGGUACUGGACAUUAACCCAACAAACUUCAGCAGUGCCUUGCUGAAAAUGCGUGGUUACUAUGAGCUAAAUGAUUUUGACAGCCUCCUUUCUAUGUUCACCUUAACGCCCAUGUUCAAACAGCCCUCCAUGAGGUUUAAUAGCAUGAGAUCCAGCUCCAAGAUGAUAGUAAUUGGAGGUUACCAUUGGCACCCUUUGUCCGAGGUUCAGCGCUGGGACCUGUCGAGUGGGGAAUGGGUGCAGGGUGAAGACAUGCCAGAUCACUCAAAGGAGAGCUAUGCGGUAGCCUUACUGGGCUGUACCAUUUAUGUGAGCGGGGGGUACAGAACCAACACCACUGAGGUGUUGGAUACAGUCUGGGAGUACAACAUCGAUUCUGAUUAUUGGACUGAAGGGCAGCCCAUGUUGACUGCCAGGUACUACCACUGUUCCGUGGCCUGUUGCGGCUGUGUGUAUGUUAUGGGAGGCUACAGAGGAGGUUCUGCAAUGCCAUGGACGGAACUUUUUGACCCACUGAAGAGGAGGUGGCUGGCUGUAACUGAUAUGGUGCAAGGUGUAGGGAAUGCCUCGGCGACUGUGUUGGGAAACAACAUCUAUGUAGCCGGCGGUAAUUAUGGCUUCAAGGGCUGCUGUAGCUACAACAAGAUCCAGAGUUACAAGGUGGACAUAGACCAGUGGAGUAUCCUAACCACUUGCCAACAUCCAGAGUACGGGAUGCGCCUGGUGUCUUUGAACAGCAGCCUGUACCUGGUAGGGGGCCAGACCACCCUUGCGGAACGAUUCGACCCAUACACAGAAGAAUGGAUCCCGCUUGCUAGCAUGAAGGAGAGGAGGAUAGAGUGCGGGGCGGUGGCCAUGCUGGGCUGUGUGUACGUCACUGGGGGCUAUUCCUGCUCGAAAGGGACCUACCUGCAGAGCGUGGAGAAAUAUGACCCUCACACAGACACAUGGGACAUAGUUGGAGAUCUGCCUGAAGCAGCACGUUUGCAUGGCUGUAUCUGUAUUUAUAAUGGCACGUAAUGUGGAAAGGCAGAGGCAAGCCAAAGAUACUGCAUCAUCACCUCAUCUUGGAACGAUCGUAGUGCCAAUUGGGUGAACUGGUUUAAUAGCUCCCAGUCAGGCAGUGAUGUACCAGCUGGUUUGACUUUUAUCGUAGUAUAUGUGGUCUGCUGAAGCCUUCUCCAAACCAGCAGGGAAAACUGGAAAACAAACAUUUCAUUAUCUCUGGGGUUAAAUAAGUUGUUGACACUCUGGGAAAUACGUGUAUUCACCUUUUUUUGCAGAGGGUCCAAAUAUAACAAAAUUUACUAAACCAGCUCCUCUAAUGCUCACUAAUUAACACAGGAAGUCACUGCUCCUGCCCAAGAAAAAGUGAUCCUCUGUACUUUUAAUAGGUUUGUACAGUUGAGUUAUAAGGCAGAUUUUGUUACAUUUAAAUACAGGUUAGCUGUUUCAUCCUGUUUCCAGUCUUCGUGCUGAGCUAACCGUCGCCUGGCUGUAGCAUCAUCUUUAAUGAACAGUUAGAUACUUUUAUUUGUCCCUGUGGGGAAAUUGGUUUGCAGCACAAUCACAAGACAUUUCAUCACAUCACCACAACAGUCACCACUAGACCUCGCACAAAGUGCAUGGGGGGAUAAGGUGCAAGUGCAUUACCUGUUUAAAACUUAAUGGCUUGUGGAACAAAUGAAAACUUGGAUCUCUUUUUAGUGAAUAGAGGGGAGCAAUAUGGUCGCCCAGAUGACAACAAUUCAAAUGAGGAGGCAAGGGCUCUGGUCUGUUCUGUUUCUGUAGAUGCAUUCCAAGAGAGUAGUAUCAGUAUUCUCAUCUAAUUCUUGGCAAGAAAGUGAAUAAGUGUGCUUCCCAAAAUGUCAAACUAUUUCUUUAAGUCUUUAGAAUUGGUAGCUGUGGCCCUUUAGAGUUGAGUAAGUAUGGUGGCUCAGUUGGCCACAGUGUGUAGGUGUACCAUGCAACAUGAAGAGUGAUUCAAAUCCCCCCCCCUACUUUUAGUUACCCUGUACUCUCUCUGUUCAUUGUGAAUCAGCAAAACUGCUGUAUGGCUGCUUUUCCUAGAACUCAAUCUAACUUUUUUUUUUUAACCUUUAACCUUUUCUAACCUUUAUGGCUGAAAUACACGGGGCACAAUACCCGCAGCAGAACGUGUCCUUUUUAAUCAAAUGAAUGCUCAUCUCGA